AUGUGGUGGUUCUACCGCAAAGGGCCCUCGGGCUUCUCCGGCGCCUCAACGGCUGAGGAGGUCACUGCCAGCGUCGACGGCCAUGGUCUGGUCGCCGUCAUCACAGGUGCGUCGAGCGGCAUCGGGUUGGAGACGGCGCGUGUCCUGGCGUUGCGCGGCGUGCACGUCGUCAUGGCCGUCCGCAACGUCUCCGCCGGGCUCGAGGCCAGGGAAGCAAUCGUGGCCAAGAUCCCCGGCGCGAGGAUUGACGUUCUGGAGCUGGACCUCAGCUCCAUAGCUUCCGUAAGGAGAUUCGCCUCCGAGUUCGGCUCUCUGAACUUGCCCCUCAACAUUCUCAUCAACAACGCUGGAGUGAUGACAAGGAACUGCACACGUUCCUGCGACGGUCUGGAACUGCAUUUCGCGACAAAUCACAUUGGCCAUUUUCUUCUAACAAAUCUGUUAUUGGAGAACAUGAAGAAGACAUGUAGGGACAGCUGUCUCGAGGGACGGAUUGUCAAUCUGACAUCUUCCGGACAUUCCAUGACCUAUCGUGAAGGAAUCUGUUUUGACAAAAUUCAUGAUCCUUCUGGUUUGAACGACUUUGUUGCUUACGGUCAAUCCAAGCUUGCCAAUAUUCUUCAUUCUAAUGAACUGUCCCGAAUACUCAAGGAGGAAGGAGUGAAUAUUUCAACCAAUGCAGUUCAUCCUGGUGUCAUCACGACUAACCUUUUUAGGAACAGGACUAUUGUCUCUGCUCUAUUGAACUCCAUUGGAAGAAUCAUAUGUAGAACAGUGGAGCAGGGUGCUGCAACGACUUGCUAUGUUGCAAUGCAUCCUCAAGUGAAGGGGAUAAGUGGAAAGUACUUCACCAAUUGUGAUAUAGCCAGCCCGAGCUCACAAGCUUCCGAUGCUGAGUUGGCCAAGAAGCUAUGGCAAUUCAGCUUCAAGAUUGUGUCUUCUUGA
Miscanthus lutarioriparius is the source of this 945-nucleotide messenger RNA. Lineage: Eukaryota; Viridiplantae; Streptophyta; Magnoliopsida; Poales; Poaceae. The record is from the annotation of a GenBank genome assembly.